Molecule: messenger RNA, 1338 nt
Organism: Aspergillus sclerotioniger CBS 115572
Lineage: Eukaryota; Fungi; Ascomycota; Eurotiomycetes; Eurotiales; Aspergillaceae
Exons: 2
Coding region: 1-1338 (445 amino acids)
Cellular component (GO): mitochondrion
Source: RefSeq, a predicted model, not a curated record
AUGGCUGCCCCAAGGCUUCCAUUCCUUUACCCGAAUUUGAUGCGCGCUGUGAGAUCCUGCGAACCUCAUACGUACCGCUCCCUUCGCCUUUCAUCCCGCAACCAGCACUCUCCCUUCCACACCAGUCGACGACACGCCCAAGAGACCUAUCACCGACGAUACGGGCCCGCGGCUGAAGCAAAUCUACCUCCCCCCUCCAAGCCCAAAGACGAAGCAUCCCGCCAGAAAACCGCAAACCCUUCCUCGGGGAAAAACAAGGACAGCAACGCAGCUCUGUCUCCGAGCCAAGCCCCACCAGAGCAGUCAGAGCAAACGGACACCGAGAGCAUCCCCUCAGAAGCCUCUAAUUCGCAACCCGACAAGUCCACAGCCCCGGCUACUGAACAGUCAGAUGAGCAUGAAGCCGCAGAAGAACAAGAGUCUCGCGAGGACUUCGAACCCGCACCCGACACUCGGGAUGCCGAAGAGGCAACUGCUGCCCCGAGUGAAAGACCUCCCGAAGAACCAAUCCAUCUCUUCCAUCCGCUCAAUCAAAACCCUCUCGAUGGGGUCCUUCAUAUGCCGUCUCCUGCCUCCUACCUAACCACAACAGAUGGCCCAACCUCAGGAAACAAAUCGCCAAACCUCGCCCCAGCCCCUUACGUCCACCACUUCGAUUCGUACUCGCUGGUCCGCGAUCUUUCCACAGGCGGGUUCUCGGAAGAGCAAUCCGUCACGAUGAUGAAGGCAGUGCGAACCAUCCUGCACAGUAACCUCGAUCUCGCAAGACAAAGCCUGACCUCCAAGUCGGAUGUUGAGAACGAAUCCUACCUGUUCAAAGCGGCCUGCUCGGAACUCCAGUCAUCCCUGCAGACGGCGAGAACCUCAGAAAUGCAGCGUCAGCGUGCUUCCCGGACACAAUUGCAACAUGAAUCAGACAUCCUGUCUCAACGCUUGAACCAGGAACUGGCGGGACUGAAAGAUGACAUCAAGGGGAUGUUCAACGACCACAAGAUGUCGACCCGCGAACAACAACGGAGUAUCGAUACUUCUGUACAAGAGCUCAAUUACAAAAUCACGGUCUCCCUGAACAGCGACGGUAAGAGCGAAAUCGAAGGACUGAGAUGGAUCUUAACCAGAAGAGCCGCUAUGGCUAUUGCCACGAGUGCCUUCAUGAUUAUCAUCUUCCUGAAAUACUACUCCGUCCGCAAGGCCCGGGAGAGCGCCGAGAAGAAGAAAAAGAAACAAGACCUUUCCGGCAAGGUUACCAAGGAGGCCCGAGCAGCCGCCCAAGACCCUAUUUCUCGGCCCAAGUCCAAACCAGUCCCUGAAGUUCUUCUCGGAGAAUCGCUUGGCUAA